CACGCACACCUCCGUGUUGGAAACCAGGAGUCGCAACCGGCAGCCAUCACUGCUAGAGAUCCACACUCAGGAUGACACAGGCAGCUCCAUGCAGUGGUACACAGGCACGAACACGGAGAAGGACGCAUUGAUCUCUAUCCAGGCAACACACACACACAAGGCAGCGUGACAGCAUGCGAGCCUGAGGAACACUGACGAUGUGACAUAGAGACUCCACACAGCCAUGCUCGCACACACACACACUGCACAGCUAGAUGCAAAUGCAAUCAUACAUUAACAUAAAUCGUUCUACAAAACACAUCACCGGGGAGGCUAAUUUUAACGAAAAGCCAAUUCCUGCACACGCUAAGAUCUGUGCACAUUGAGAAAAACGCACACGUACCCUUGGGACACGACUAACCCACGCAGAUGAGGGCACACACACAUUAAUGGGUAUAGAUUGAGAUAAAACGCAUGCACGGCAUAGUGUUAGAACGUAUAUUUUAUAGCUAGGCACCUGUACACCUAGCCUCUGCCUUUUCGAUUCGAAUCCUAUAAAGAAGAUGCUCGAGUGAUGUCAUCAUGGCGGCGAUGUACGGGACAAGGCCCGGACUGGGUGUAGUAUGAGCUAUCCCAGCUGUUGGACACUGAUAUGGAUUAUGAGCGUCCCAAUGUUGAGACGAUAAAAUGUGUGGUAGUGGGAGACAACGCUGUCGGGAAGACGCGCCUCAUCUGUGCUAGAGCAUGCAAUGCCACUCUGACCCAAUAUCAGCUCCUCGCUACACAUGUGCCAACUGUGUGGGCCAUAGACCAAUAUCGCGUGUGCCAAGAGGUCUUGGAACGAUCUCGGGAUGUGGUCGAUGAAGUCAGUGUGUCCCUCAGGCUUUGGGACACAUUUGGAGACCAUCAUAAAGACCGGCGGUUUGCUUAUGGAAGGUCUGAUGUGGUCGUCCUCUGUUUCUCCAUUGCUAACCCCAAUUCCCUCCAGCAUGUAAAAUCGAUGUGGUACCCGGAGAUAAAGCACUUCUGCCCUCGUGCCCCGGUCAUUUUGGUUGGAUGUCAGUUGGACCUGCGCUACGCCGAUUUGGAGGCUGUGAACCGCGCUCGUCGACCUUUAGCCAGGCCAAUCCGCCCUCAGGAGAUUCUUCCACCUGAGAAAGGCCGGGAGGUAGCCAAAGAACUGGGCAUUCCAUACUAUGAAACUAGCGUAGUGGCACAGUGUGGCAUCAAGGAGGUUUUUGAUAACGCCAUCCGUUCAGCACUCAUCUCUCGGCGCCAUUUACAAUUUUGGAAGUCACAUUUGCGCAGUGUGCGCAGACCUCUGCCACAGGCCCCUUUUCUUCCUCCCCGGCCUCCUCCUCCUGUCAUUGUUGUGCCUGAUCCCCCAGCACAAAGUGAGGAUCAUCCUGGACACCUUCUGGAGGAGGCAUCUUGUGCUGAUGUGGUGCUGGUGGUCCAAGAAAGGAUUCGUAUAUAUGCCCACCGCAUCUACCUCUCCACUGCUUCCUCCAAAUUCUGCGACCUUUUCCUCCUGGAAGAUGGAGACCCACCUGCCCAAGCCAGAGAUCCCCUUCUACGUGCCUCCAGCUUUGAUGCUUGUGAGUCUUCGGGGGAAAGUGAGGGUGGUGGAAUGAGAACCUCGGCCAGCGAUGGCACAUUGGGCAGGGAAGGCGACAGAGACUUAUCAGGAUGGAGCAGGGCCUUUGAGAGCAUACGGAGUGGAGUUCUGGAAGAGACACCUGGCUACAGGGCCAGAAGAGUGACUGUUGUAAAGAUGGACAGCUCAGUGAGGUCAGGACCAUUCAGAGCAGUGCUUAAAUAUUUAUAUACUGGGCGACUGGAUGAACGGGAACCAGAACUGAUGGAAGUUGCCCACAUUGCAGAACUGUUAGAGGUGUUUGACUUGCGCAUGAUGGUGGCAAACAUUCUAAAUCGAGAGGCCUUCAUGAACCAAGAGAUCACCAGAGCUUUCCAUGUCAGGAGGAGCAAUCGCAUCAAGGAGUGUCUAGCAAAGGGGAUCUUCUCUGAUGUCACUUUCUUGCUGGAUGACGGAAGUAUAAAGGCCCAUAAGCCUCUGCUGAUCUCCGGCUGUGACUGGAUGGCCGCCAUGUUUGGAGGCCCCUUUCUGGAAAGCAGCACGGCUGAGGUGGUGCUCCCCUAUACCUCUAAGGCCAGUAUGCGUGCGGUGCUCGAGUAUCUCUACACUGGGCAGUUCACCGCAGGACCUGAUCUUGACCCGCUGGACCUCAUCAUACUGGCAAACAGGCUUUGCCUGCCACACCUAGUGGCCCUGACAGAGAAGCACACAGUGUCGGUGAUGAUGGACGCCUCCCUGAAUAACAAGGACAUCGAUGGAGAAGCUCUUAUGUUACUAGAGGCUGCCCAGUUCCAUGGUGCUCUGCAGCUGGCAGCCUGGUGUUCACAUCACAUCUCUACCAACUACAACCGUGUGUGCAGAAAGUUCCCCCGGGAAAUCAAGCUCGUCUCCCCUGAGAAUCAGCAGAUUCUAGAGACUCAGCGAUGGCCCCCUGUAUGGUACCUGAAGGAGGAAGAUCACUUUCAGAGAGCUCAGAGAGAACGUGAGAAGGAGAUGGCUCUGCACCAGAAGAGACAGCCCAAGAGACGCUGGUUGUUCUGGAACAGCUCCAACACAGGAUCCCCGGCAUCCUCUACUACUCCCUCCUCCACGGUGGGUUAGGGCCUCUUACCACGGCUCCAAAAUCUCCCUCUGGCAGCUAUGAGUGCAAUCUGAGAGUGUGUCCUGUGUCUAAUUCCGAGUGAUUGUGAACAAUUGUUUCUCCUACUUACUACAUAAGGACAUUUUACAAAACAUAUCUGGAUUUAACUCAAAUAAAUCCGUAUAUCUGUAAAUAGAAUUCCUGAGCAAUGCAACCUCAGCUAGAAUUUCAGGAAUGUUCUUCUACUAUACACAUACUUCUACAUUAUCUAUAUUACAGCACCACUUAUCCCAGACAAGCCCAACUUGCACAGUAUCAUCACUUGGGAUUAUCCAUAGGCUGACAAUUCCAAACGCAAGUCCAUAGACCGACAAUAACUAAGGC
This is a messenger RNA of Nanorana parkeri, 3041 nucleotides long. It is a transcript of the gene RHOBTB2, whose product is annotated as Rho related BTB domain containing 2. The transcript is spliced from 10 exons. NCBI's taxonomy places the organism in Eukaryota, Metazoa, Chordata, Amphibia, Anura, Dicroglossidae. Bases 632 to 2677 code for a protein of 681 amino acids. The record is from RefSeq and is a predicted model, not a curated record. Gene Ontology annotation, biological process: small GTPase-mediated signal transduction. Gene Ontology annotation, molecular function: GTP binding; GTPase activity; protein binding.